Trichoderma breve is the source of this 1299-nucleotide messenger RNA. Its product is annotated as family 4 glycosyl hydrolase domain-containing protein. Gene Ontology annotation, molecular function: oxidoreductase activity, acting on the CH-OH group of donors, NAD or NADP as acceptor; hydrolase activity, hydrolyzing O-glycosyl compounds. The transcript has a single exon. The record is from RefSeq and is a predicted model, not a curated record. NCBI's taxonomy places the organism in Eukaryota, Fungi, Ascomycota, Sordariomycetes, Hypocreales, Hypocreaceae. Gene Ontology annotation, biological process: carbohydrate metabolic process. Bases 1 to 1299 code for a protein of 432 amino acids.
AUGGCGCCUCGCAUUGUACUUAUCGGGGCAGGGAGCGCUAUGUUUGGUUUGGGUGCGGUGGGCGAUGUGUUGAAAUCCAAGCCGCUCGAAGGCAGCACCAUCGUUCUGAAUGACAUCAACGCUGAAUCUCUUGAGUUUGUGGCUGGGAUCGCCAACGAAUAUAUCCAACAACAGAAGCUCAAAUACAGCGUCGAAGCAUACGCUGAUUUAGAUGACGCGCUCAAGGGGUGUGAUUUUUGCGUUAUCUCAAUUGAGGUUGGCGACCGCCACACCCUAUGGGAACAAGAUUGGACAAUCCCCAUGCAGUACGGGUUCAAGCAAGUCUAUGGAGAGAAUGGCGGACCAGGCGGUCUGUUUCACGCACUCCGAAUUAUACCGCCGAUUCUCGAAAUAUGCGACAAGAUUAAUAGAAUCUGCCCAGAUGCACAUAUCAUCAACCUGAGCAAUCCCAUGGUGCGCAUUAUGCAUGCCAUUAACGCCAAGUAUCCCAGCCUUAAAUGUACCGGCAUCUGCCACGAGGUCUUCUCUCUUAUUGAGCACCUUCCUAUCAUGCUAAACACAUCUGCGGAGAAUCUGGAGCUCAAAGCUGGCGGCUUUAACCACUUCAGCGUCUUGAUUGAAGCGAAAUACAAGGAUUCGGGCAAGGAUGCCUAUCCUGACAUCCGGGCAAAAGCUCCAGAAUAUUUCACGAAGGCCCCAGCCGUUUUCGGAUAUAUUGGAGAGCGCAAGCUUUUUCAAGAGAUCUUGAAGCGUUUUGAUGUCUUGCCUAUCACCACAGAUAGCCACUUUGGAGAGUACAUUCCGUGGGCCCAGAGUGCUGUUGAUCACCGUGGCAUCAUGGAGUUUUACAAUAGCUAUAAGUCUGAGAUGGCCGCCAAUCGCGACGACGCCAUGGGCCGCGUGGCUGCGGGAACGCCUGUCGACGAAUACUGGCGAGUUGUGAACAUUAUCGAGGGAAUCAUCGCUGACGACGGUCAUUAUGAGAUGUCGGUCAACAUCCCCAACGACGGCUUCAUCGACUGCCUGCCUCGCGACCAGUGUGUCGAGGUCCCUGCUACUGUAGAUAAACACGGUGUCCACGGUGUGAGGCUCGAGCCAUACCCUAAAGCAUUUGGUAAUCUGCUUAAGCUUCAGGUUGCUGUGAAUGAGAUGACCACGGAGGCCAUCCUGACUCAAUCAAAGAAUGUCGCCCUGCAGGCCCUGCUUGUUGACCCUGUUGUCGAUAACGCGCAAGCUGCUGCAGAAAUGUUGGACACCAUGAUAUCUCUGCAGCCGAAGUGGCUGAGUUACCUACAAUAG